AACAAUGUCGACCACCAAAACACAGCUGCCGCGCCGCGCGCCUCUCUCCACCAGGAACCGAACAGAACCGAGCAAAUGAAAACAAAAUCGCGUCGCCCUGCUGCUGCGUGUGCGAUCCAGAGCAUUUAGAGGUGGAUAUGGCUGCGCAAGAACCCUCUCCCCCGUCCUCCAUGGAGAACAACAAGCCAGGGUUCCCAAAGAAGAUUCUGGCCAACAAACUUGAAGACAAACAUUUAUGCAACUGCUGUCAGAACAUUUUGAGAAGACCGUUCCAAGCUCAGUGCGGCCAUCGCUUCUGUUCUUACUGCUUCAACCGGACUGUUGGAUCUGGACCACAGAAAUGUAAUGCUUGUAUCAAAGAGGACAUCUUUGAAGAGCCCACAUCUAUUCUCAAACAAGGCUGUGCGUUUCCUGAUAAUGCUGCCAGGAGAGAAGUUGAAAAUCUUCCUGCUGUGUGCAUCAAUGAAGGUUGCUCCUGGAAAGGCAGCAUAAAAGAUUAUGAGUUGAACCAUGAGGGCAAAUGUGAGUUCAUGAUUCUGCCGUGUCCCUUGUGCAAAGAGCUCAUCAGACUUAAUGAACAGGAGCGUCAUAACGAGCGUGAAUGCCCCGAGAGGACGCUCAACUGUAAAUACUGUAAAGAGCCAUUUCACUUCAAAAACAUCAAGGCACAUGAUGAAAUCUGUCCCAAAUACCCCAUGAUUUGUGAAGGAUGUGCGAAGAAGAAAAUCCCCAGGGAGAAGUACGUUGACCACAUCAAGUUCUGCAGCAAAUUCAGAACUCCAUGCAGAUAUCAUGUGGUUGGCUGUGACAUGUCAGUUGAGAAGGAGAAGAUCCAUGACCACGAGCGCGCAUGUGCUCACGAGCAUCUCAACAUGCUGUUGCACUACAUCAUGAGUAUGAAGGUUAGUCUGGAAGGUCUGCAGCCCCAAACUCUAGAGCUGGCCGGUCACAAAGCACACGAGCUUCACCAGGCGCUUCGAGACCUGGAAGCCCGAGUCAGUCAGCUGAGCGUCAUCCCUGGCCCGACCGGGCCUCCCGUGCAGGGGGUCCCCUCCUCUUCAUCCUCGUCCUCCUCUGCAUCCGCCGCGGUGCUGUCACCUCCUCCACCGACCGCUGCCACCCUGCCCACCUCUUUCACACCUCUACCCAGCUCGGUGGGCGCGGCGCUGGAGCUCCAGCUCCACAGCGAGAAGACCAAAGUGGCGGAGUUGGGCCGGCGCUGCCAAGAGCUGGAGGUGAAGGCCGGGACGUUCGAAGACGUGGUGUGCGUGCUGAAUCGUGAAGUGGAACGCUUCGCAACCACCAUGGAAGCCAGUAACCGCCAACACAGACUUGAUCAGGAUAAAAUCGAGGCACUCAGUAACAAGGUGCGACAGCUGGAACGGCAGGUGGGUGUUAAAGACCUGACUGUUGCUGAAAUGGAGGGUAGAUUACGAGAGAUGUCCGCCACGACCUAUGAUGGUGUGUUUAUCUGGCGAAUAUCAGAUUAUACAAAAAAGAGGCAAGAUGCCAUCGCUGGACGAGCGCCUGCCAUGUUCUCACCUGCAUUUUACACAAGCAAGUACGGCUAUAAGAUGUGUCUACGUAUUUACCUGAACGGGGACGGGACGGGUCGUGGGAGUCAUCUCUCGCUGUUCUUUGUAGUGAUGAGGGGAAUGAGUGAUGCUCUGCUCAAAUGGCCCUUCAACCAGAAGGUAACUCUAAUGCUGCUGGACCAGAGUAACAGAGAGCACAUCAUCGAUGCGUUCCGUCCUGACAUCACUUCCUCCUCAUUCCAGAGGCCAGUCAGCGACAUGAACAUCGCAAGCGGCUGCCCGCUCUUCUGCCCGCUGUCCAAGCUGGAGGGCAAGAACUCAUACGUCCGCGAUGACACCAUCUUCAUCAAAGCUAUUGUGGAUCUCACUGGCCUUUAGUUUCUGUUCGGUCGGUUCUUGCGUUUGCACACUGCCUCUCUGAUGCGGGAUCCCAUUUCCAUGCUGCUUUACGCCAGUGGGUGAUUUAUUCCAUAAUGUCUGUUUUGACAUGCUUCCCUGCAUGUGUUAAGCUGCCACAAAAUGUUGCAUACUUGCUGUAUGUGUAUGAGAAAUAUAAAUGGUACAGCUGCAUUGUUCCAAAAGGGGACAGUAGAGGUUUACGUAGCAAAAUGGUCACGAAACACUGGAAUGAACGUGAAGUCCGGUCCAGUUACAAAGGCUAUAUACGGAAUAGCAUACUACCAUAUUACUCAUACUUUGUCUACAAUAUAUAGUAUGUAUACUGUGCAUAGUAUGCAAAGUUUUUGAUGACCUAAUGCAUUUGCCAGUAAAUGCAGAAUACAGCUGCGAUUUCUUUCUGUAUUAUGUGAUCAGAAGGUCAAGACGUUUUCACACAAAAUUGGAUUAAAAAUGCGAAAUAACGAUUACUCGUUCGCUCGAAUAACUCGAUGCCACUUGCGUAAAAACAUGCACACAAUGGGCCUCAUUCAUGACAGAAUACGAGAAGAACUAAUUUUUGUGUAAAUCGUAAAGGCGUUCUGACGUAUAUUUUCUGAUUCAUGAAAGUUUUCGUAUUUUCAAAAAGGUUAGUUGGUACGAACAAAAUUUACACUUGCUCCCGACCAUGUGUACAUCGUGCUUGUGACAUCCGAAUGUUUUAUGUUCUUUCAGGCAAACUGACAUGACUACAUUUUGAACUAAAAUUAAAUAAGUAAUGAAAAAAAUUACUUAUAAUUAAAUUAGUGAAAUUAACCUUAAAAAAUAGCAUUAAAAAAAAAACAAAAAAAAAAAAAACGUUUAUUUAGAAACGUUUCUUUGCUGCUUGUAUUUAUUUUUAAAAGUAGGCUAUAGUUUUUUCCCAAUAUGCUUUCCCAGCAGAAGUUCUUGACAUUGGAUGAAAUGGAAAGACACAUUUUGCGUUUGGUUUUCUCGAGAAAAAAAAUGAAUGCCCUCUAAAGUGACUGGCUAUUUUGUAUAUUUGAUAUGAGCUCGGCAUCGGUAUAUUGUGUUCAGUUGAUAAUGUGCGCACACUAUUGUUUAGCUUGCAAAUCUGUAAUAUCUUACAGCGUUUUGGUCAAAGACCUUCUUCAGGCAUUCUAUCAAUUUCUUUAAAGAUUUUUCCUGUUGCAAGGGAAAUUUAACUGUUACCAUCAUGAUUUACCUGAGAAGUUUUGCCACUGACGCUGGCGAUGCGCUCAACUGAACCAGAGAAGAUUAAAGAGCACCUAUUAUGGUUUUUCAAAUAUUACCUUUCAUGUAGUGUGUUACAUAGCUGUUUGUGAAUGUAAAAAAGUCUGAAGCGUUUCAAAAAUCAAAGUGCACGACAAAUGGAGUUAUUGACUCCCAAAAGAAAGAACCGAUUCUGAACAACCGAAACGAGUUGUUAGUAAUUCCAGACUUACUUCCUGUACUAACCUACGUAAUUUGGUAACACAAAACCAGCCUCUGGUCUUCAUUGGCUGCUCGCGAACAGCUUUGACCCGCCCUCAAACACUACACUAAACGGUAGACCAAUCACAACAGACUGGAACAUCUGACCAAUCAGAGCAGAGUAGGCUCUCUGAAAGGAGGAGUUUAGAAUGAAUCCUUUAGAACGGAUCACUGAACGAGUCGUUUUUGACACUGGGAAAAAAAGGUAAUGCUGCAAUUUAAAUUAUGAGCAAAUGAAAGUGUUUUUUGACCUUGGAUGCAUGUAAAUCUAUUGUAUGAGACCUUUAAAACAAAAUUAGGCACGUUUAAAAACCAUAAUAGGUGCUCUUUAAUGGUGGUGGACAUUCUCCUCCCGGCGUGAGCUGAACAUUGUUUUUACACUAAAGCUUCAUUUCAAACCAUUUUUAUUGACCUCUUGGACUGUUUAAUUGACAGAAGAACCUCCAAUGACAGCAAAAGCAUGCAAUGACUGUAAGUUCCUCGCUUUCUUUUUGGAACGAGCAUGUGAGUGUUUGAGAAAUCAAUAAUUUCCAAUAUGAAUGCAAUCCAUUUAAAAAAAAAUAAAUACAAAUAACUUUUAUUACUGUUCGCAUACAUGUUAAAAGCUUCCUAUUCUCAUUUACUAGCGAGUCUGAAGCUUUCCUUAUAUGGUGUUUCUAUGGGCGUGGAUUAUGAUAAUUGUGAAUGAAUGUGCACACGCCCCCUGUUUACAAAUGUUUGUAAUUCACUAACCUACACACGUUUUACUAACAAAUCUGGUGAGUAUGAAGCAUUUGUGAAUCCGGCAGAAAGUUUUCUGGAAGGUCCAUUUUACGUGCAAAUUACUCCGAAUUUACUCAUAUAUUUACGAAAGUUUCAUGAAAGAGGCCCAUUGUGGUCACGUGACAAUAAUAAUAAUAAAGUCAGUUGACAACAAUGUAGGGUUAAAGUGUUUAUAAUUGCAUAAUGCGUACUGUUUCACAUACUAUUUUUGAAAAAUAGUAAACCACAUUUAGUGUAUACUGUGUGAUUGUACUCCAUUCCGAAAAUAGCCAUAGUGUGCAUGAUCACAAUUCGUAACGUAUUUACACAACAUCGUAUUUACAGUUUAGCUGAAAUUAAGGAGACCAUGCAGGACUGCAAAAAUGCAUACAGUCGACAGAACACUAAUCUGUAGGAAGAAACGUCAAAUUUGAAACAUUAUCAAAUAUUUCAACGUUCGAGUUGUGUUCGGAUUUGUCAGGGAAGGUAAAAACAUACUCUCUGAACUUGAUCGACUUCGUUUACUUAGACACAUGCAUUGUUGGGUUAGUUACUCAAAAAAGUAAUCCACUACUAUUUACUUCUCUAAAAUAGCUGAUUACUUCAUCAGAAAAUAAUAACAUUACUAAUUACUUUACUUUUACAAUUUUACUGGAAAGUUUUUUUAUCUCAGCUUGACAAAUUCAAAACAAUGUCUAUAUGUCUCCCUUGUUUAUUGUCGUACACCGUUCGGUUGCAACAGAAACACAAGUGAAUCCAGAUUUGAAAUGUUAUACAUAAAAAAUAUUAUGUAACUCAAGUAAAAUACUUAAAAGUAAUUACCUUAAUUGAAAUGCAGUAACUGAUUACAAGAAUUACGCUACGUUUUAUUAAAGUAAUGAGAUUACAGUAAUAAAUUACUUUAUCAGAUUACACCCAACACUUUACAAAUAUUGUUUAAUUGUGCAAGUGUAGACAAAAUUCUCUGGAUUUAUUUUCCCCGUUUUCAGCGCCGAUUACAGGAAAAAUUCAUUUAAACAUGGUCAAAUAUGUUAAACAGAGUUGAGAUGAUCAAACUAGCCAAAACAUUGCAAAAACGUUCCUAAACAUACUUUAAACAACAUAAAUAAAGCAAAAUAUAGUGAGGUCAGUACUUAAAAAAACAACUGGCCAAUGGCAUAAGAAAAAUUAACUAAAUUUCAAAUAUAUAAAUAAGUCUAAAUUAAAGUAUAUUCUCUGAAAACAAGUCUUAAUAUCAUAUCAUUUUCGCUUCUGAGCUAAAUUCAUCUAGAUUUUAGGGAAUCAAGACAAAAAUACUGAUAAAGGUAAUGUAAACAAACACGCAAGGGAUUGGGCGAUUUGUAAAAUGUUUUGAAUGAUAGAUGUUCCAAUUCUGUGUGCAUUUUAGCAUUUUUUAAAAAUGCAGUUUGCAUGUAAAAGACCAUGAAAUGUGUCCGUGCUCUUUUCCUUGGAGCCUUCUUUACUAAGUGGAAUUUUUAAGGGUUCUUUCGGAGGGUCAAAGGGUUUUAAUUGUUUUAAGUAUAGUGAGAGUAAUGGUUGUGGAUUUCCUUUUAUCUGUGGAAGAUAGUUUGAAGUUUAAAGGUAAAAAUAUUUAAAAAAAAUCGUACAUGUCUGUAAUAUGGUUCGACGAGAAAAACUCGCCAGGAGGUUAUGAUGUUACAUUUUGUACAUUUAUAGGAAACAAUGGUCUUAUUACUUUUGUAUAUACAAAUAUUUAUACAGUUUACAUGAUACAUCAGAGCUUGAGUUUGCUUGCUGGUUUCAUGAAGCUCUAAUGUAAGUUUGUAUUAGUUUUAAAUUGUUCACACUGUCAAAUGACAUACAAGGCAGUUUGUGCAUUUUGUAGGUGAAAUUUAAAUUUUUGAGUGUUUACACACGACCAAGCGUUUGAAAUCUUUUGCUAUACAAUUGUCUUUUAUAUUUGGCAUUGGGGGGUAUAACUAUUAACUGUAAAUUAUCUGAAUCAAUUGAUUUUAAACCAGUUAUGACAACUAUUGAAACUUCUCUGUGCAUGGGAGGCGUCAAUCUGUGAAUGCACAUGAUAUUUAGCGCAAACAGUUUGCUCAUCCAGUGAAUGACGACACCACUGCAUACAUACAGUACAUUAGAAAUAAAUACAAUAAAUUAUAUAUUAAACAUAAUGAUUAUUAUUCUAUAUGACAGGCUGCUUCUGUCUAAACGGAAGCAGAUAUCUAUAUAUUUGUGCGUUAUAAAUAAACGAUCAAUAACCUUAUAAAACCACACACUCUCAAAAAGAGGAUCUUUAUACAGUAAAUGUCAGUUACAUCUAUUUUAUUAUAUUUAAUGCAUAUUAAUUAUAUAGCUGUACAUGUGCAGUCAUGGUGGUUUAUAAUCCGAAAUAACAAAUUAAUUUGUACAUGCAAUGCCUUGUAGUGCCCAAAAUCCGACCACUUGAAACAAUCUUUAAGCAGAAAUUUUUAAUUUCAAAGCUGAGGAUCUAAAUUGCAAUAUUGUUAAAGUUUGACUUCAGGGCGUUUAUUAAAGAAAGAAAUGAUAUCAGAUAUUAAAAUUGUAUGUUAUCCUGUGUAAAUGUGACAUUAUUUGUGCCAAAUAUUCAUAGUGAAGUGCUGUUAGAGGUAAUGGGGAAUGGUCUUGGUCUUUUAACGAAAACUGAUUGAAUGUGUGAAACUGAAAUUGUGCAAUUUAUAUAAAAAAGUACUGUACACUGAAAUGUUCUUCUUUUUCCCUUAGAUUGGACCAUUAUGUGAUUUGUGCCAAAUGUGAUUAUAUACACCUCAAAUUAUAUACCCUAAGAUUUGUAAAAUUCAUAAAA
Myxocyprinus asiaticus (Chinese sucker) is the source of this 6939-nucleotide messenger RNA. RefSeq names its product TNF receptor-associated factor 2. NCBI's taxonomy places the organism in Eukaryota, Metazoa, Chordata, Actinopteri, Cypriniformes, Catostomidae. Gene Ontology annotation, molecular function: zinc ion binding; tumor necrosis factor receptor binding; ubiquitin-protein transferase activity. Gene Ontology annotation, biological process: protein K63-linked ubiquitination; positive regulation of JNK cascade; positive regulation of canonical NF-kappaB signal transduction. Bases 138 to 1913 code for a protein of 591 amino acids. The transcript is spliced from 11 exons. Gene Ontology annotation, cellular component: plasma membrane signaling receptor complex; cytosol; cytoplasmic side of plasma membrane. The record is from RefSeq and is a predicted model, not a curated record.